GCCAAUGCCAAGGGCCAAGUUGUCGGCGAUUGAAAUAUCGCCCAAGCAUGUUGGCAUAGAUGCACGCACUACGCACUUGGCAAACGAGGAAUACUAUAUAAUGGCUAUAGACGUCAAACUUUGAGAUAUCAUUCCAUCCAUCAAAAACAAAUAAAGCAACAUGCCUUUCUUCAAGCACACUUCCAAGUCCUCUGCAAGCUCUACAUCCGGUGCCUCUGCCUCUUCUACCAAGACUGCAAGCACAAAGCAAGCAAAGAAAACCGCUCCUCGUGCAAUCUUUCCCACUUACCCGAUGCAACACAGUCCAAUCAAUCGCAUGUAAUGCCAAUGAAA
This is a messenger RNA of Umbelopsis ramanniana AG, 333 nucleotides long. RefSeq lists its product as uncharacterized. The coding region runs from base 161 to 322 and encodes 53 amino acids. The record is from RefSeq and is a predicted model, not a curated record. NCBI's taxonomy places the organism in Eukaryota, Fungi, Mucoromycota, Umbelopsidomycetes, Umbelopsidales, Umbelopsidaceae. The transcript is spliced from 2 exons.